Messenger RNA from Mercurialis annua (annual mercury), 1459 nucleotides. RefSeq lists its product as uncharacterized. Gene Ontology annotation, molecular function: oxidoreductase activity, acting on the CH-OH group of donors, NAD or NADP as acceptor. Gene Ontology annotation, cellular component: membrane. Bases 210 to 1157 code for a protein of 315 amino acids. NCBI's taxonomy places the organism in Eukaryota, Viridiplantae, Streptophyta, Magnoliopsida, Malpighiales, Euphorbiaceae. The transcript is spliced from 4 exons. The record is from RefSeq and is a predicted model, not a curated record.
AAUUUCUAGUAAACCCAUCUCAAAAUUUCAUGCCUAAAAAUAUGGUACCAAAAAACAAAAUGCACAAAUUAGACCUAAAUAUUAGCUUAAAACAAUUUGACCAGACACAAUCAAAACGACGAGCGGAUCCAGUCGCCGGUCUGUCAGCUUCACUGUUCUGUAACCUUAGUUUAUGCACUGAAACCUAAUCAAUCAAACAAACCAAAUCAAUGGGACAAGGAAGUAAAGUCAGAGCAAAAGAAAGAAGAGAGAAACGACAACAAGAAAUUUCCCUUCUCCGUACAAUUCCUUACUCAGAUCAUCAAAGAUGGUGGUCUGAAGAAACUAUAGCAGUAGUAACAGGUGCUAACAGAGGAAUAGGGUUUGAAAUUGUGAGACAAUUAGCAGCCCAGGGGCUAACUGUUGUCUUAACCUCAAGACAGAGUAAUGCUGGUCUUGAAGCUGCUAAGGUUUUGCAAGAAUCAGGUCUUAGUGUUGUUUUUCAUCAGCUUGAUAUCUCUGAUUCUUGUUCUAUCAAGAAGUUUUCUGAUUGGAUUCGACAAACCUAUGGCGGUCUUGAUGUUCUGGUGAAUAAUGCUGGUGUUAAUCAUAAUCUUGGGGAUGAUAAUUCUGUUGAAUUUGCUCGGAUGGUUAUUGAUAUUAACUAUUACGGGACUAGAAAUGUGAUUAAAGCUAUGAUCCCUUUGAUGAAGCAUUCUGCUGCUGGUGUUCGUAUUGUUAAUGUUAGCUCACGCCUUGGUCGAAUUAAUGGCAGACGGAAUAGAAUUGGAGAUGUGAUUUUGAGAGAACAACUCAGCAAUCUGGAAUCUCUAUCAGAGGAGCUCAUAGACAAGACUCUAUCCAAUUUCCUACGGCAAGUAGAGGAUGGCACUUGGCUAUCUGGGGCGUGGCCUCAGAUGUUCACUGACUACUCAUUGUCAAAACUUGCAGUUAAUGCUCUCACUAGGUUAAUGGCAAAAGAGCUGUCAGAUCGACCUGAAGGUGGGAAGAUUUAUAUCAAUUGCUUCUGUCCAGGUUGGGUGAAGACCGCAAUGACAGGCUGGGCUGGUAAUUUGUCAUCCGCUGACGGGGCUGACACUGGAGUAUGGCUUGCCUUGCUUCCAGAACAUGCAAUAUCCGGAAAGUUCUUUGCAGAGAGACGCGAAAUAAGCUUCUGAGGUUACUACGCUGAUACAUUUAAUAGGAUCCGCGAGCUGGUACCUAUCUCCUUAGACUGAGAAUAUAUCUAUGAAAUUUAAGGAGAAAAGAUUAGUGUCUAAAUGGGGCGAUCCGUUCGUUCAUUUUAUAACAAAGGAGUUUAUCUUCCAGUUCUAGAUUCUGCUGAUAGGAAAUAGGAUUCUGGGCUGCUAAAACGAAGACUGCAUAUAUGGAAAUCAGUCUGCUUAAUGAUCUUUAGAAGGGUGUAUAACAAGCACUGUAUAAUAGUAAAUGAUUCCUUAUUAAUUUUUUCUUUGCACAA